Messenger RNA from Culicoides brevitarsis, 2458 nucleotides. RefSeq lists its product as uncharacterized. Lineage: Eukaryota; Metazoa; Arthropoda; Insecta; Diptera; Ceratopogonidae. Bases 101 to 2254 code for a protein of 717 amino acids. The record is from RefSeq and is a predicted model, not a curated record. The transcript is spliced from 10 exons.
GCCUGUCCACUGUUUAUAAAACAAACAAAAAUAUUUAUUUAAAUAAGAAAUAUUUAUUUUAAGCAGGAAAAAAUUAUUAACACAAAAUCGUAAAGUCAUCAUGUCAUGUCUAGCAGAAAAAAUAAGACGUCAAGAAAUAGAAAAAUUUGAUUUUGCUAGUGAAAUUAAAAAUUUGAGACGAAUUCAAAGAAACCAGCAUUGCACUCCGCAAAUUAGAAAAAUUGUAAUAUCGUUAAUUGAUAUUGCUAGUGACACCAAAAAGUACUCUACUGAAGCAUUAGAAGAUUCGAAGCUACGUAUUUUAAUUCUAAAGAACAAAUUUAAUAUCAAAGAAAAACAUGACGAUCAACUCAAGAUAAAAAAGUUUCAAAAAAGUAGUACAAAAAAAAAAGUUGACUUAGAGGAAACAGGACCACAAGAGAUAUCGAAUUGUCCAAACGUCCGAUCAAAAUUAAUACAAUUCAAAAUCAGUAGUGUAAAAGAAAAACCAGCUCCGAAAAUUGUAAAUCAUAAUUUAGGAUUUUCAUCUGCACAAAACGAUAACUAUGAAAAGGAUAAUAGAGUAAACCGAAUAUCUACCGAUAUAAGAUCAAUAGAUUCUAUGAAUUCAGAACUGAAAAAAGAAAUCAUUAAAGAUCUUCAAAGAGAUUUAUUCGAGCCAUCGGAACAACUACAACAAAGUGCUACCACAACAACAACGACAAAUUCUAAAGGAAAUCAAAUAAACUUACAAAAUAUUGAUAAAAUCAAGACUUUGAAAAUAGUAAAGAAAAGCAAUCCGAACAUAACAGAAAAUGGACAAAAAACUUUUCAUGAUUUUCCAUCAAAAAAAACUUUAGAAUCUAACAAUAAUUUACCGUAUGAUAAGAGGUAUCAUUCAAAUGAGAAUAUAAAGGCUAUAUCUGCAGAACGAAUUGUACGCGAUCCUAGACUUCGAAAGUUACAAUGCGUAAAGACGACAAAUGAAGAAUCAAUUUUUACCAAAAAAGAUCAAAAGGAUGAACCUUUGAAAGACGAUGAGCAAAAAUCUAGAAGUAUCAAUACAAGAAUUGAAGGACAGGAAUGUCUAACGAUAGAAGACUUAAAAGAGCAUCUUUAUGAAGAACAAGUUCCAGGAGAUGAACUUUUAGAAGAGCAAAUUACAGAUGAGCUUCAGAUUGUCAGUGAUCAAUCAAAAGUUCAAAACAACACAAAUUAUUCUAAAACUGUGAGUUGUGAUGAUACACAAAACUUUGAAGAGAAGAAAAUUAACUAUCCUACCGACAAAAACAAUGAAGGACAAGAUAUUGAGUUUAGUGAAAUCCCUACGAAACAUCUGAUUGAAAAAGAAAAACUAUUUUCGCCAAAUAAAGCAAACAGUGUGUCUACGGGUCAAAUAUUAAGAAGCAUUUCUAGACGUGAAAUUCGUGAUUCUGAUUAUGAUAGUGACCAAAAUUCAGAAAAUGGUAUUGAAAUAACGUUAGAAUUGGCAGCAAAGCAGCAAAGUAGACAUGAAAAAAAAAGAAAAGCAACAAAACGCACUGGCGUUCAAAGAAGAUCAAAACGAUUAAAACAAAUAAAACCGGAAAUAAUAGAAGCGGAUGAAAAUACAGUCACGCCGCCAAUACCAGAGCAAAAUAUAAGUACAGAACCAACUGAAAUCAAUGAAUCAAAUGAAAUUUGUGAUCCCGUAGUAGAUAUUGGGUCGAAUAUUCCAAUAUUAAAUGAGCCGGUUUUGGAAGCCCAAUCAGGAUCACAAGAAUAUUGUUAUGAAAAAAAAUUAGAUGAAAUGGAAUUUUUGAUCAAAUCAGAACCAAUUCAAGCAGAUUUUGGAUUGACAUUAGACAUCAAUGUUGAACAAGAAUCAUCAGUUGAACUAGAUUUGAAGCCGAAAAUCAAAGAAGAAUUGGUUGAUUUGCCUGAUAAUGAGAUUGAAACAGCUCGUGUUACGAUUGAAAACUUAAGUUUUGUAAAUCAUCAAAUGAGUUUUCAAUUUUCAUGUCUCAAAUGUCAUUUUAUCAGUAUUGAAAGAUCAUUAUUUUUGGAACAUUUGAGUUUUCACAUAGACUUGGAAUGGUCGGGAUUCUGCUUUGCGUGCGAUACACAUGUUAAAGGAAAUGAUGGCAAUUUGUAUGAAGAGUUUGAUCAUAUGCUAAAAGUUCAUGUAAAAAACAAUGAUAUCAUUGUUUUAGACAAUGAGCCAAAAGCAUGUCCUAUUUUAAAAAUUAGGGACUUAGAUGGGGACCACUUGUCAAGAAAAUAUAUGUUGAAAUAAUGAAAGACAAUUUGUGUUUUUAAUUAAGACCUAUGGAGGGCAGAUGUUUUUGAACUAUUAAAUUGGAGAAAAAAUAUUUAUGUCACUUUUUAAUUUGGCUUUCCUGUUUUAUUUGAAUUUUAGACUAAAAAAAAGUCAACAUACAUAUAUUGCAUUUUUAUUGCAUUUUUUAACGAAGACAACAACUUAAUAUGGAAUUUGAUU